Molecule: messenger RNA, 837 nt
Organism: Dendrobium catenatum
Lineage: Eukaryota; Viridiplantae; Streptophyta; Magnoliopsida; Asparagales; Orchidaceae
Product: zinc finger protein ZAT1-like
Exons: 1
Coding region: 1-837 (278 amino acids)
Biological process (GO): regulation of DNA-templated transcription
Source: RefSeq, a predicted model, not a curated record
AUGGAGAACCACAUUUGCAAAGUCUGUGGGCGAAGCUUCCCUACAGGAAGAUCUCUUGGAGGUCACAUGAAGACUCAUGUUGUGCUAAGCUCUCUCAUUGAUGAAAAAGACAAGCCAGUUAGCAUAUAUGGCCUUAGAGAUAAGCCAAAGAAGUCGCGGCGAUUUCAUGAUGUGUGUCCGGAGAAGGAGAAGGAUGAAGUUCAUGCCGAAACAGUUAAUGUUUGCUCCUCAUUGAAUACUUCAAUUGAGAUGGCCAGAGAUGAGCUCAAACAUGAUGACGAUGAUGAAUUAUGGAGCGGGGGAAGUUAUGAUGAGCAUGCCGAUGAAAUGCCGAGCCAAUCUAAUAAGAAAGUUUCCUUAAUUUCAAUGUCAGUUAGGAAGCGGAGGAGAACACCAAAGAUCUCUAUUUAUUCUUCUUCUCCAGCUUUAUCCUCGGAGUACGCAAAUGAGGAAAUGAAUGCUGCUUUGUGUCUGUUGAUGCUCUCAAGAGGCACUCAUUCGAUCAGAGAUAUAUUAGAUGAGAUUCCUCCCAUAAUUGAGCGUGGAAAGAAAGUUCACUCUUAUCUUUGUGAAGAUGAAGAUCGACCGUUCAAGAAGCCAAAGGUCUCAUGUUUCAAUAAAAAAUUUGAUCAUGGUGAUAUUAGUUCUCAUGUUCUAGAUGUUGGAAAGGGGAGUUCAUCAAAGCAAUAUGAUUGUGUAUCUGGAAUGUAUAAAUCUUGUAAGAGAAAUAAGUAUGUGUGCACAAUCUGCGACAAGAGCUUCCCUUCAUAUCAAGCUCUUGGCGGCCACUGCUCAAGCCAUAGAAAGAUGAAAUUAAAGGAGCUAAGAAGGAAUUGA